GUCGCUUACGCGUUUGCCUACGGAUAAAAGUGGCGGGAAAUUGUUUAAUUUUUUAUAACGCUUUUGUUACGUAAAUAAACACGUAAUAAGCUCUCAUUUCGUUAUGAAUGAGAGAAAAAAAUGCAUUUAGCGAGAAUGAUGAUAAUAUGGAUUAGUUAAUUGUUUAAAAAUGUAAAUGUGAAAUUCAUUUUGUUAUUACGGGAACUACACAUAAAAUUUAAUUAUUGACGACAAACCUUAAAGACUUUUACACGUAAAAAUCAUCAAUAAUAUUUAGUGUCGGUUUAGAAGCUCUUAACAAAUGAACAAUUAUUACUCAAUAAGAUCAGUGCAAUUACAUCAACUUAAUGCCGAAACACUUAUGGAUACAAAUGCAAAAAAAAAUAAUACAUUUUGAAUGCGGUUCGUGCGUGCAUUGUGAUAGUUUUGUGUAACAAUAUUUGUUUUUGGACCUCAAUUACCUAUUUGUGAAUGAAAAUUUAUACGAAAUGUAUAGAAUUUUAUACAUUUAUUGCGUUUUAGUCUCGGCUUUAUCUUCCAACAUGGAUCCGAGGAGUGAGACUGGAUAUCCUACGGGAAUGAUGUCUGUUUGUCCCGGCUCCACGAAGCCUGCAAUCAUACCGAAGAGCCAGCUGAAGUACCUGUCCUUCGUGGUGCAGGGGAACGGGAGAAGCCGGCGCAAGUACUCAUAUUGGAACGCUAGGAAUAUAGCCAAGGAUCCGAGAAUCAAUUUUAAAAGGAAAACCCUCCUCCUGGCCAUUGGGUAUCUCGACAGCCCCAGUUUCCCCAUUUCAAUGAUGUUCGCGAACGAAUAUGAAGCUCUAGGGUACAAUGUCAUAAUUAUUGACAACCAGAGGUUUUCGACUGUGCAUUACCAUUUAGCGAGCCGCCUCAUGAGACCAGUGGGUAAGCUUGUAGCCGAAGUCCUAGUUCAACUCACUGACUACGGCCUAGAUCCUUCCAAACUAGAAUUAUUAGGAUUCAGUCUGGGCGCCCAAACGGUCAGCUACAUAGCCAAAAACUUCCAGACCAUAACAGGAAGGAACGUAUCGUCUAUCGUCGCUCUAGAACCUUCCGGCCCGUGUUUUAGGACAUUGGUUUCGGACGAAAGACUCAACCCGUCAGACGCUGGCUUCGUGCAAGUCGUGCACACGAACAUAGACGGGUACGGUAUGGCCAACAGAAUGGGUCACGUCGACUUCUACGUCAACGGCGGGGAGUACCAACCCUCAGACAUCAACCUGUACCCUUGUACGACAACUUGCAGCCAUUUCAGGGUGCUCGCGCUUUGGGUUGCCGCCCUAAAGAAUCCCGGUAAAUUUAUAGGUAUGAAGUGCGAUAGUGUGCAGCAAGCGAGGGACGCUCAGUGUUAUAACAACAAGCCUCUCGUCACUAAUACAAUGGGUUUGAGUCCGGACAAGAGUAAGCUGGGCAUAUUUUAUUUAUCGACUACUAAGGGAUAUCCUUACUACUUGGGGGCAAAAGGACUGAUAGAGGCCAAUGUUUACUGGCGGACGAUUACUAAAAUCAAUGAUGGUGACGAUAUUUUAGUGUACACUUAAACUGUGAUAUUUUAGUGUACAGAGAUUUAGAAUUCGUCCUGGAUUUAUUCAUACGCCCGGGGCACUCGUCACAAGUGAUGCGACCGAGUCAAGGUUCAA
Bombyx mandarina (wild silkworm) is the source of this 1661-nucleotide messenger RNA. RefSeq names its product lipase member H-B. Gene Ontology annotation, molecular function: lipase activity; serine hydrolase activity. Gene Ontology annotation, biological process: lipid catabolic process. Lineage: Eukaryota; Metazoa; Arthropoda; Insecta; Lepidoptera; Bombycidae. The record is from RefSeq and is a predicted model, not a curated record.